Scaptodrosophila lebanonensis is the source of this 2364-nucleotide messenger RNA. RefSeq lists its product as uncharacterized. Lineage: Eukaryota; Metazoa; Arthropoda; Insecta; Diptera; Drosophilidae. The coding region runs from base 292 to 2244 and encodes 650 amino acids. Gene Ontology annotation, biological process: monocarboxylic acid transport; transmembrane transport. The transcript has 5 exons. Gene Ontology annotation, molecular function: monocarboxylic acid transmembrane transporter activity. The record is from RefSeq and is a predicted model, not a curated record.
UUUAUCGGGCCAAUUAGAAGCGUUCUAACUGCCACUGCUACCUGCAGGCGAUGCAUAAUUAAGGCGGCACACAAGUUGCUAAAAGUUAUGUAAAGUGUGUAUCUGUGUGUAUCUGUGUGGGUGUGCCUGCGGGAGCCACAUUGUGCGGCGUGCAACGUGCAAUUUACAAUUUGCAACAGAUAUAUAGCAGAUAUAUUGGAUUGAUCUUACAGCAGCCAAUGCAGAGCUCAUACUCCGGUGAUCGUCUGUGCAUGCUAAGAACAAAAACCACAAAACCCACCGACUCACACAAUGGAGCCGUCGAACAAGGUUUACAAGGACACAACACAGCCCCUGCCAAAAGUUAGCAUAAACAUGCCCUCGACGUCGACAUCGGGAGCAGCGUCGAGGGCUGCGUCAACAAAACCGGGUGCUCGACGUUUCUACUACAACAGAAAGGACAAGAGCGAUUUGGGUGAGGAUUUCGUGGCGCCCGACGGUGGUUGGGCGUGGCUAGUUUGUGUCGCGGCGGGUGUAUCUAAUUUAUCGAUAUAUCCGUGCCUUCAGCAAUUCGGCUUUAUAUUCCGCGAACGCCUCACAGUUCUGGGAAUGACGAGCUCACAAAUUACGACCAUUAUCAACACCAAUCCGGCCGUGUCUGCCUGCACGGGCCUGCUAAACGGUCCCAUGUUCCGGCGCUUCACCUUCCGUCAGGUGGCUAUAGCCGGCUCCCUUCUCAUAUUUACCGGCAUUCUGCUUACUGCCUUUUGUGAGACCUUCGCCGGCUAUAUGUUUGCCUACGCCUUGCUCUUUGGUUUUGGGAUGGGCAUCAGCGUGUCGGCCUCCUCGCUGGCCAUCAACACGUACUUUCAGCAGAAACGGAGACGGGCUGCUGGCUUUUCGUGGACCAUCACCGGACUGGGCCCCAUAUUUCUGCCCUACUGUGUGACCUAUUUAUUGGGUGUGUACGGAGUGCAGAGCACGGUGCUGAUCUUUGCUGCCCUCUCGCUACACGCCCUCGUCAGUGCUAUGCUCUAUCAGCCGGUCCGUUAUCACGUCCCACCGCCAGGCUUUUCGCCGGUGGGGGAGGAGCAGCAGCAGGCGGAGACAUUGUGCGCUCAUUGCACACUGCAGCGGAAACGGGAAACGGGCAUAUUCUCUAGCCAAUAUCUCUACCAGGAUGACGAUGCCCAGCGACCUGGCUAUGAGAUCAUUGAGCCGGGCACGCCAAUGCUGUCACGGGCCAAUGACGGCUGGUAUGGAUCACGCCUCUCACUAGCCUCCAAUGGCGGGGGCCGUCUGCGGUUUCGCACCGUCUCCAGCUCCAAGGACUUGGAGCACACGCAGCGCUUAAAUCGCGUUAUAUCCGAGGAGGCUGAAGAGCUGCAGUCGAGGGAGUUUCUUAAGCCGAAUAACUUCAAGCGAGAGCGAGACGAGAACAACGAGGGUCUGAAGCGUGAGUUUUCCUUGACCGGCAACAUGGAUUUGAAGAUGUCCUGCACCUGCAGCGAACAGCGUGCAUUAUACGAUCGCAUUGAUGCCCAUACCGAGAACAACAAUGCGCCGUUUUCAUUGGAGAAGCACAUGGAAGAUGGUGAUGGGGAAGGGGUUGGGGAAGAGGAGUCAGCUAGCUUGCAAUCCAUUAGCUGCUGGCAGAAAAUUGUCACAUUUUUCGAUUUGGACCUGCUGCGGGACUUUACGUUCGUGAACUUGGUUGCUGGUCUAACCAUCAUUAAUUUCGGCGAAUUGAACUUCUCCAUUCUGACGCCAUUUAUUUUGGACGAUUUUGGCUUCGACACUUCACAAAUAACGCUGGCCAUGUCGCUCCUGGCCGGCUUGGACAUCACAAUGCGCUUCUUUGUUCCGUUCAUCACGGAGCACAUUGCGUGGGACAACCGGGUAUUCUUCCUCAUCGGUGUCGUGGGCAUAGCCUUGGGUCGCACCGUUGUCGCCUGCACACGAUCCUAUGCCAUUAUAUUGAGUUCCUUUGUGUGGAUCGGUCUGUGCAAGGGCGUACGAACCAUAUUCUGGCCACUCAUCAUACCCGGCUAUGUGCCGAUAAAUCGCUUGCCAGGAGCUUCGGGCCUACAGCUACUGAUCUCGGGCCUAUUCACCCUAGCAGCAGGCCCAUUUGUUGGUCUCGUGCGGGAUCGAUUCGACUACUCAGUGACAUUGCAUUGCUUAAAUGCAAUGUCCUUUGUGGCCGCAAUCUCGUGGUCUCUGGAAGCGCUCAUUCGACGACACAGACGCGGAGUGAAGAGUUGAAGUUCGCAAGGCUGGUGCCAAAUUCCCAAAAGCCGUACUCCUAAUAUUUUUUUUAAUAGUUUUAAGCUUGAGUUUUCUAAAUACCCAAAGAGUCAAAUAUAAGUAGGUUACGAGAAAGAA